AGUGCCCACUAGGUGUUUCUCCAGUAGCUAGAAUGGCUACUUUACCAGGAACAGUGCCUCGAAUGAUGCGCCCUGCGCCAGGCCAGAACUACCCCCGCACCGGAUUCCCUUUGGAAGGACAAUAUGCAGGACCUGAAUAUGUUUAUUGUGGAACAGUAUCAACCCCCCUUGGCCAAGGUCGGGUGAACCAGCUCGGUGGAGUGUUCAUCAACGGGAGGCCGCUGCCAAAUCAUAUCCGACACAAGAUAGUAGAGAUGGCACACCACGGCAUCCGACCCUGCGUAAUCUCGCGACAGCUACGAGUUUCCCAUGGUUGCGUCUCCAAAAUCCUCUGUCGGUACCAGGAGACCGGUUCGAUUCGUCCCGGGGCUAUAGGAGGCAGCAAGCCCAGGCAGGUAGCAACUCCGGACGUGGAGAAGCGAAUUGAAGAGUACAAGCGAGAAAACCCCGGGAUGUUCAGUUGGGAGAUCCGGGACAAGCUGCUGAAGGACGGGGUGUGCGACAGAAGCACUGUUCCUUCAGGUGAGGCUUCAUCUGUGAGUUCCAUCAGCCGAGUUCUGAGGGCGCGAUUCGGCAAGAAAGAUGACGACGACGAUAGUGAUAAGAAGGAUGAAGACGGGGAAAAGAAAACAAAGCAUAGCAUCGAUGGCAUUCUCGGCGAUAAAGGUAAUCGUACAGACGAGGGUUCAGACGUGGAGUCGGAGCCGGACCUUCCCUUGAAGAGGAAGCAGCGUCGCAGCCGCACCACCUUCACAGCCGAGCAGCUGGAGGAGCUGGAGAAGGCCUUUGAGAGGACACACUACCCAGACAUCUACACCAGGGAAGAGCUGGCCCAGAGGACCAAGCUCACUGAGGCCCGCGUACAGGUGUGGUUCAGCAACAGAAGGGCCAGAUGGCGCAAGCAGGCAGGAGCCAAUCAGCUGGCUGCCUUCAACCACCUGUUACCUGGAGGCUUCCCGCCCACGGGGAUGCCCAGCCUACCUACCUACCAGCUACCUGAGUCCUCGUACCCCGGCACUACACUGUCACAGGAUGGCAGCAGUACGUUGCAUCGGCCCCAGCCCCUGCCUCCGUCCUCAAUGCACCAGGGAGGACUCUCUGACGGCAGCUCCGCCUACGGCCUCUCGUCCAAUCGCCACAGCUUCUCCAGCUACUCAGACAGCUUCAUGAGCCAAUCAGCGGCCAGCAAUCACAUGAACCCGGUCAGCAACGGCCUCUCCCCACAGGUGAUGAGCAUCCUGAGUAACCCCAACGCGGUGCCCUCCCAGUCCCAGCAUGACUUCUCCAUCUCCCCCCUCCAUGGCAGCCUGGAGUCCUCCAACCCCAUCUCAGCCAGCUGUAGCCAGCGCUCUGACUCCAUCAAGGGAGUGGACAGCCUGGCUUCCUCCCAGUCCUACUGCCCCCCCACCUACAGCGCCACCAGCUACAGUGUGGACCCCGUCACCGCUGGAUACCAGUACAGCCAGUAUGGACAGACUGCAGUUGACUACUUGGCUAAGAACGUGAGUCUGUCCACCCAGAGGAGGAUGAAGCUGGGAGACCACUCUGCUGUCCUGGGACUGCUGCAGGUGGAGACAGGACAGGCCUACUGA
This is a messenger RNA of Salvelinus namaycush (lake trout), 1592 nucleotides long. RefSeq names its product paired box 7a (gene pax7a). The transcript has 9 exons. NCBI's taxonomy places the organism in Eukaryota, Metazoa, Chordata, Actinopteri, Salmoniformes, Salmonidae. Gene Ontology annotation, molecular function: DNA-binding transcription factor activity, RNA polymerase II-specific; RNA polymerase II cis-regulatory region sequence-specific DNA binding. Gene Ontology annotation, biological process: regulation of transcription by RNA polymerase II; anatomical structure development. The coding region runs from base 33 to 1592 and encodes 519 amino acids. The record is from RefSeq and is a predicted model, not a curated record.